GUGUGUUCUUGUUCUUAAAUUAAAGAUAUUGUCUGUGUGUAUUUGCAAGUUUUAAUUUUUUUUUAAAAUUUAUUUCUGUGGGUUAUUUUUAUAAAAUAAAUCUUGUCUUAAAAAAUAAAAAGUUCAAGUAUUUAUUUAUUAAUAAAAAAUUUCAAGUUUAGUAAUUGGUCAUGGAGUAUUUAAGAUUGGAAUUUUAUAGUAAGUUGAGAAUCGUGUGUUUGAUGACACUUUUCAUUGCUCAAGUUUGCUAUGGAGAGACCGAUCAAAGGGAUGUCUUGGCUAUAAAUAGUCUGUAUGCGGCUCUCGGCUACCCACCUCUUCCUGGAUGGUUAGUAUCUGGGGGAGACCCUUGUGCGGAAGGUUGGCAAGGAGUUCUAUGUGUCAACUCCAAUAUAACUGGAAUAGUGCUUAAUGGUGCUAAUCUGGGAGGUGAAUUGGGUGAAAACUUGGGAGCUUUCUUAUCCAUCAUACAGAUAGAUGUAAGCAAUAAUCAUAUUGGAGGCCCGAUACCAACAAGCCUUCCUCUUACGAUCAAGAUUUUAACGCUUUCGGGGAACCAACUUACAGGGAGCAUCCCAGACUCUCUAUCCUUGUUAGGCCAAAUGACAGACUUAUCAUUGAGCAACAACCAUUUGACUGGAGUAAUACCGGAUUCUUUUCAACAGCUUACACCUUUAGUUAAUAUGGACUUGUCUGCUAACAAUUUAAGCGGGCCACUGCCUCCUUCGAUGGCAAACUUGUUAUCAGUAACAACAUUACAUUUGCAGGAUAAUCAUCUUACUGGGUUUCUUGAUGUACUGCAAGAUCUUCCACUAAUAACUUUGGAUGUGGAAAAUAACCUUUUUUCUGGACCAAUACCUCCCAAAUUGAUGGGCAUUCCGAAUUUCAGAAGCACUGGAAACCCCUUUAACACAACAAUUAUUCCUUCUCCACCAAUCUCAUCUCCGUCACCAUCAUCGCUUGCCCCCCAACCCCCGGAAAUUGGGCCGGGAAUUCAAGUAUUCGGACAGCCACCACCAGAGCCACAACAUUCUUCUGGAAAAUCCAAGUCUUUAAUGAGUAGAAAAGUUUUUUGGGUUGGUAUUGGUGGAUUCCUGAUUCUUCUUGUACUUGCAUUUGGAGUUUGCUUUUGUAUUUCUAAACGGCUAAAAAAAAAGCCACCAGUCAAACUUUCAAAGAAUGUGCAAAAGUCAAGCUCUACAGUAAAUGUCUUAAAACCAUCUGAACGUAGAGAAAAUGAUAUGGGAAACAAGGAUCUAUUGGCAAUGUCAUCAACAAAAAGUGAGAAGGUCGAAACAGUUGCUAAGAGCAAGGAUGAUCAUGUGAUAGACAUGACAAAAGUCAAUGCAAAUUCUUUAACACCUCGAGCUCUACCUCCUCAACCUUCUCCUCGUGAAAGGGUCGUUGUAAAACCGACUGCGGUUCCAACGAGUAGUUCUCAGCGUACUAUAAGAACUGUAAACUCUGCGAAAUUUUUCUCGAUAGCAUCUCUUCAAGAGUACACAAAUAGCUUUUCUCAAGAAAAUCUUAUAGGAAGUGGCAUGCUUGCUACCGUAUACAAAGCUGAGCUUCCUAAUGGGAAGCGACUAGCAAUCAAGAAAUUGGACACUGCAACCUCUAGGAAGUGGAGCGAUGAACGCUUUAUGGAGUUGGUGUCAAGUAUGUCUAAACUUCGGAAUGAAAAUAUAGUUGGACUUGAAGGUUACUGUCUUGAGCAUGGGCAAAGACUUUUUGCUUUCGAGUAUUGUGAGAAUGGGACAUUAUAUGAAGCUCUGCAUCUAAAUGAUGAAGUUCAUGAGAAGCUUUCGUGGAAUUCGCGAGUACAUCUAGCACUUCAAGUAGCAAGAGCUCUUGAGUACUUGCAUGAAGUUUGUCAACCGGCUGUUGUACAUCAGAACUUGAAUUCAACAAAUAUUCUUUUCGACAAUGAGCUCAAUGCACGCGUUUCAGAUUGCGGUUUUGCUCCAUUAUUACCAUCUAGCCAUGUAACCCAGUUGCAAGGCUGCGGGUAUGGUGCCCCGGAACUUGAGUCUGGAAGUUAUACCUACCAGAGUGACGUUUAUAGCUUUGGUGUCAUUAUGUUAGAACUUUUCACUGGCCGGAAAGCGUUUGACAGUUCAAGGCCACGUGGGGAACAGUUUCUCGUGAGAUGGGCAAUCUCUCAGCUACAUGAUAUAGAAGCAUUGUCAGGGAUGGUUGAUCCUUCUCUACGUUCUGCAUGUUCUUCCAAGUCUUUGUCUAGGUUUGCAGAUAUCAUUUCUCUCUGCGUUCAGGCUGAACCGGAAUUUAGGCCACCAAUGUCAGAGAUUGUGCAAAGUCUCUUGCAUAUGAUCCAAAGGAAUCCUUGAUAGUAGUUUCGAAUAUGGCAAAUUUGUUGGACCUGGAUAGUAGUUUGCAAAGAGACAUCAUAGAUGCAUAGUCAGUUUGUGGUAGUGCAAAACGCACUUCUCGUGUUCAUAACUAAGUUUUUAUAGUAUAGCCAUGAAUGUUCAAAUUUUGGUUAGUUAUGGGUUCAAUUUGUUGAUUGAAUGUAUUUUAUUGUGGUUUUUAAUUGUAGGUAUUCAUUUAUAUUUAGAAAUUAAA
Molecule: messenger RNA, 2583 nt
Organism: Erigeron canadensis
Lineage: Eukaryota; Viridiplantae; Streptophyta; Magnoliopsida; Asterales; Asteraceae
Product: protein STRUBBELIG-RECEPTOR FAMILY 3-like
Exons: 16
Coding region: 171-2348 (725 amino acids)
Biological process (GO): protein phosphorylation
Molecular function (GO): protein binding; ATP binding; protein kinase activity
Source: RefSeq, a predicted model, not a curated record